Messenger RNA from Theobroma umbraticum, 5527 nucleotides. The record is from RefSeq and is a predicted model, not a curated record. Lineage: Eukaryota; Viridiplantae; Streptophyta; Magnoliopsida; Malvales; Malvaceae.
GGAAGUGUUCAUCUUCUGCUGGUGCAUCUUCUCUUUGCAAGGCACCUUUGAAUGUCUCGACUACAAUGCCGGAGAAGGCUCUGGUUGAGCAACAAAGGAGGGUUACUGAUCAUGCUGCGAAGACUAAUGUAGAUAUAGACCUUAGAGAAAUUUACUUCUUGAUAAUGCAAUUUCUGUCAGCUGGCCCUUGCCAGAGAACUUUUGAACAGUUAUCAAAUGAACUGUUGGAACAUCAGCUUUUACCCAGAAGAUAUCAUGCUUGGUUUUCAAGAAGUGGUGCACAUAGUGGGAACAAUAAUGAUGAUGGCAUCUCCUUCCCAUUAAGUUAUAACAACUUAGUGGAGAGGUAUCCUCACAUUCAGAAGGAUCACUUGGUAAAGCUUCUGCAGCAACUAUUGUGUACUCUGUGUGGUGAAGUUGUAGGAGAUGCCCAUGCUCCAAAUGCUGCUGAUGUCCCUACAUUACUGGGAUCUGGUUCCUUUUCACUUUUGAAUUCUGACUCAAGUAUGGGAAAUAGACAGGGCAAGCCUAUUCCUGCCUACCUGCGUUGGCCCCAUAUGCAAGCUGAUCAAGUUCGGGGGCUAAGUAUAAGAGAAAUUGGUGGAGGUUUCAGAAAGCACCACCGAGCACCCUCUGUUCGCUCUGCAUGCUAUGCUAUUGCUAAACCAUCAACCAUGGUGCAAAAGAUGCAGAAUAUAAAAAAGUUGAGGGGGCAUCGCAAUGCUGUCUAUUGUGCUAUAUUUGAUCGCUCUGGGAGAUAUGUUAUUACUGGUUCUGAUGAUCGCCUUGUCAAAAUUUGGUCUAUGGAAACUGCAUUUUGUUUGGCCAGCUGCCGUGGACAUGAAGGUGACAUAACGGACCUCGCUGUUAGUUCAAACAAUGCUUUGGUGGCAUCUGCUUCAAAUGAUUUUGUGAUUCGAGUUUGGCGCUUGCCGGAUGGUUUGCCAGUUUCAGUUCUGCGAGGGCAUACUGGAGCUGUUACUGCCAUUGCAUUUAGUCCCAGGCCUGCCUUCGCUUUCCAGCUUUUAUCGUCAUCUGAUGAUGGGACUUGCCGAAUCUGGGAUGCCAGGUUUUCGCAUUGUAGCCCACAGAUAUACCUGCCAAAGCCUUCUGAAGCUGUUACUGGGAGGAGCAAUUUUCCAUAUAAUAAUGGACCUUCCUCAAGUAACGUUCUGCAAAACCAUCAGAUAUUAUGCUGUGCAUUCAAUGUCAAUGGGACUGUUUUUGUCACUGGUAGCUCUGACACUUUUGCCAGGGUCUGGAGUGCCUGUAAGCCUAGUACAGAUGACUCACAACAACCAGUUCAUGAGCUGGAUGUUUUGGCAGGCCAUGAAAAUGAUGUUAAUUACGUUCAAUUUAGUGGCUGUGCUGUACCUUCAAGAUCCUCAAUGUCUGAUACAAAGGAGGAGAAUGUUCCAAAAUUUAAAAAUUCCUGGCUCUGUCAGGACAACAUUGUUACCUGUUCUCGUGAUGGUAGUGCGAUCAUAUGGAUUCCCAGAUCACGUAGAUCCCAUGGAAAAGUUGGACGUUGGACAAAGGCAUAUCAUCUGAAAGUUCCACCUCCCCCGCUACCUCCUCAACCUCCUCGAGGAGGCCCACGUCAGAGAUUUCUCCCAACUCCUCGUGGUGUCAAUAUGAUUGUGUGGAGCCUGGAUAAUCGUUUUGUUCUAGCAGCUAUAAUGGAUUGCAGAAUAUGUGUGUGGAAUGCUGUUGAUGGUAGCUUGGUACAUUCUUUGACUGGUCACGUCGCAUCAUCUUAUGUUUUGGAUGUCCAUCCCUUCAACCCUCGAAUUGCUAUGAGUGCUGGAUAUGAUGGAAAAACAAUAGUUUGGGAUAUAUGGGAGGGCAUACCCAUCAGGAUAUAUGAAAUUGGUCGUUUUAAGUUGGUUGAUGGGAAGUUUUCUCCGGAUGGGACAUCGAUUGUACUUUCGGAUGAAGUUGGGCAGAUAUAUUUGCUGAACACUGGCCAGGGUGAGUCUCAAAAGGAUGCCAAGUAUGAUCAGUUCUUUCUUGGGGACUUUCGCCCCCUUAUUUGGGAUUCUGGUGGAAAUGCUCUUGAUCAGGAGACGCAACUUCCUCCGCAUCGAAGGAACAUGCAAGAUCUUAUUUGUGAUGCCAGCAUGAUUCCAUACCCUGAACCUUAUCAGACUAUGUACCAGCAACGACGACUUGGUGCCCUGGGUAUUGAGUGGCGUCCAUCUUCCACAAAGUUUGCUAUUGGCCCUGAUAUCAGUUUAGGCCAGGAUUUUGAAAUGCCACCCUUGGAAGAUUUGGAGAGAAUGAUGGAACCACCACCUGAGUUGAUAGAUGCCAUGUAUUGGGAACCUGAAAAUGAAGUUAUGAGUGAUGACACUGAUUCAGAGUACAAUGUUGCCGAGGAAUGUUCUACAGAAGGUGAACGGGGGGCAUUGUGCUUCAGCUCUUCUAGAGGCACAGACAGUAGUGAAGAAGACAGUGAUGUUGAAUGUAGUCAUAAAGAUGGCCUUCGCAGAUCACGAAGAAGAAAAUAUAACCCUGAAGUUGAGGUAAAGACUUCAUCAGGGAGGCGAGUCAAAAAGAGAUGUUUGGAUGAGCAUGAUGGCUCUAUGUCUGGAAACAAUAGGACUAAACACUCAAAAAGUGGCAGAAAAGCUUCAAAGAAAAGGUCUUCCAAAUCUAAGUCAUUGAGACCUCAGAGAGUCGCAGCACAAAAUGCUCGAAGCAUGAUGUCUAGAAUCACUGGGACAUCUACAGAUGGAGAGGAUGAAGUUGACUUAGAAGGUGAUUCAUCUAAUAGUGAGUCAUUUUCGCAAGAUUCAAGUAUUGAAAGCAGCGAUAUUGAGAGAAACUUGGAGAGCAUACAACUAAUGUCCAUGAAAAAAGAACAAGAGUCUGAGGAUGUAGCGUGGUCUCAUGAACUCCCUGAAUCUCAAUCUAAUGUUGUGAACAGGAAGAGAUUGGUCCUAAAGUUCUCUUUACGUGAUUCUAAGAAGCGAGAGGCCCCAGAGGCCACCAGAUUAUUGAACAGUGACAAUCAGAUCAAUUUACUGGACCAUUCUGGCCCUGAGGGAACUUUUGAUGAGAAUGGAAAUGCCUGCAUCAAAGACCCUGGCUUAUCUUGUGCAGAUGUGGAGCUGUUGGACCAUGACAGGAUUGAUCUGGCAGAUACAAGGCAAGCUAUAAAUACUGGGGAUUAUUUAGAGGAAUUUGUAGGGGACAAGGAGAACAAAGAGAACAAAAUCAGAUGGGGUGAGGUUAAAAUUCGGACAUCAAUGCGUUCAAGAUCAGGAGAUAUGAUGCCAACUGAUGUCCACAAUGAAAACAGGAUUUCUGCUGUCAAUGGGUAUGUUAAAUCUGAGAGAAUUGGAACUUUUAUUCCUAAUAUAAAAAUCCAUAUUUAUGGAUAUAUUUUGUCUUGCAGGGAAGAUGGACAGUUAGGGAGUCAUGCAUUGCAAGAUCUGGAUAGAGGGACAAUGGAAGAGUUUGCUCCUGAUGAGGUGCGCAAAUCUUUAACAUCUGAGUUUCUGUCCCUAAGUGACCACCAACUAAAUGGCAGCUGUGAUAAAUAUGGAAAUCAUGAUUCAUCACAAACUGAUCAGGUCGGUAGUGUUAACCAAUCUCAUGAAUCAAAAGAGAUUACUCCACACAAAUUGGUGAAAUUAAGAAUAAGGACAAAAGCAAUUUCAGGAGACCUUGGAAGUCCCUCCAAACUAAAAUCCCUCACUGUAGUGCAUGAUCCAACCUGCAGUGGAGGUGAUGUGAGGUCCAGAAACACUUUGUCUGUAGACCACAAUCCAGAUUACCGCAUGCAAGAAAUAGGUGAAGGUUCUGACAGAUCAAGUUCUCUGCAUUUAUUGCACUCAGGUUUAAAUUUGAACAAGAUUCAUGGGGAAAGCCCAUAUGAGGACAAAACUGAUUCCACAGGUUUAAAUGCCAUCAAUGAUCAUGAUUCAGAAAUUGGUUUCAGUGAAGCAGCAGCUGAUGCAGUACGUAGAACACGAUCCAUGAAGAUGAAGGCAAGUUCACAGGAACAGCAUGCUUGGAACCAUAACUUGAAGGUAAGAGGAGAGCAUGCUCUAGUGGGGACAUCAACGAAUGAGGAAAACUUCUCUGUGAAAGCAUAUAAUGGCAUUGUACCUGAAGAAUGGAUGUCAAGUUCCAAAGUGAGAGAGAGAUCAAGAUCCACUAGAACCAAGCGGGGUGGAGAUCAUGACAAUAACUCAAAAUUUUCAACUGGAAGGAAGUCAAAUCCUUCUGUUAGAAAAUUAUCAUGGUUGAUGUUAUCAGAGCAGGAGGAGGGUUAUCGUUAUAUACCCCAGCUGGGUGAUGAAGUUGUAUAUUUCAGACAGGGGCAUGAAGAGUGCAUUGAAUCUGGUCGCUUAAAGGGGCCUGGUCCCUGGAGCUCAAGGGGAUACCUGAGUGCAGUGGAAAUUUGCAGAGUUGAAAACCUUGCUUAUUCCCACUUUCCAGGUUCUGGAGAGAGUUGCUGUAAAAUCACACUUAAAUAUGUAGAUAAUUCAUCACGUGCAUUUGGUGAUGCAUUUAUAUUGACCCUGCCUGAGUUGAUUGGUUUCCCUGAUUUUCUUAUUGAGAAAACAAGAUAUGAUGCUGCAAUGAGGAGAGAAUGGACCCGUAGAGAUAAAUGCCUAGUAUGGUGGAAGAACGAUAAUGGGGAGGGUGGUAGUUGGUGGGAUGGUAGAAUUGUUGCUUCACAGGCCAAAUCUAUGGAUUUCCCUGAUAGUCCUUGGGAAAGAUACGAAGUUAGUUACAAGGAUGGCUGCAAGUAUCGGCACAGUGCUUGGGAACUGCAUGAUCCUAACUUUCCAUGGGAGCACCUGAAUAUUGAUUCUGAAGUCAGGAAUAGGCUAUUGUCUUCGUUUGCUAAAUUAGAUCGUUCAGUGAGCAGAAAUCAGGACUUUUAUGGAUUUCAGAAACUGAAUGAAGCUGCUCAGAAAUCAGAAUUUCUGAACAGGUUUCCAGUUCCAUUGUAUCCCGAAUUGAUCCGGCUUAGGUUAGAGAACAACUAUUAUCGGACCUUGGAAGCAGUGAAGCAUGACAUAAACAUAAUGCUGUCAAAUGCGGAGAGUUAUUUCGUUCGAAGUUCUCACCUAUCUUCCAAGAUGAGGCGCCUAUCAGAUUGGUUUAACAAGACAUUGUCAAAAUUGUAGGAAGCUGUAUAGAUUUUUUUUUACCUUUUUCUUUAUUUUUUCAAUCUUAAUUACAUCUCUCACAACUCAUCCGUCCAAUUUUGUAAGACAAAUCAUUUUUAGGCAUUACUGAACACUGAUAAAAGAGACGGGGCUCUAAGGGAAAGGGAUGCAUAUCUACUAGAUAUUUUAUUCAUUGCAUAGAUCCAUGUCCUUUGUGAGUUCUAGGAAAAAUAUGCACAGCUGCUGUGGAAAAACAUCGUCCAUGCUUUUUUUUCUUUUUGGCUAAUUUCUGUUUUGAUGCGGCAGCCGUGUUUCCGGUGCCAGACGCUUCCGUCGUGAUUUUACUUAUGGAGGUGUUGAUGCAAGUGCUGAAUUUUAAACUAUUAUGUUAAAUUAAA